Helicoverpa armigera (cotton bollworm) is the source of this 5218-nucleotide messenger RNA. RefSeq names its product alpha-1,3-mannosyl-glycoprotein 2-beta-N-acetylglucosaminyltransferase. The record is from RefSeq and is a predicted model, not a curated record. NCBI's taxonomy places the organism in Eukaryota, Metazoa, Arthropoda, Insecta, Lepidoptera, Noctuidae. Gene Ontology annotation, molecular function: alpha-1,3-mannosylglycoprotein 2-beta-N-acetylglucosaminyltransferase activity. Gene Ontology annotation, biological process: protein N-linked glycosylation. Gene Ontology annotation, cellular component: Golgi apparatus.
UUGUGGUUUUAUAAAGAAAAAAUCGUAAUUAUUCAAUUAUCCUAUCGCAAACUAUUCACUUUAUCAACAGUAAAAGUGUUAAUCAACGGUUACAAUAAAGUUUCUGUCGUUAAAACGAUGUGUGAGAAGUGAUUGGCCCCGUGAAUGUGUUACAAGAAUUUAGAACUCGAAUAUUGUACGUUCUGAGUAUCAAUUGUGAUGUUUCUUAUUUACAUUUGCGUCCACCGCAUAGCGGGAACAUAUAUUACGGGACUAUGGACGAGCUAAGUUGUCCAUGACAACAUAUUUCUCACAUAGACGUUAACAAAAUAGUGUUCGAAAAUGCGUUUAAAUAUCAAGAAAUUAACUAUAUUCGUGGGUUGUUUGGUGUUAUGGAUUCUAAUAUCGUACGCUUCUGUAAUAGAAGUGCCGAAGACUUCUAGCUAUAAAAAUGCCGCCGUAGAAAUAGAAAAUAGGAUAAUAAGACUGCAGCAAAAGAUGGAUGAGCAGAUAGCUGAGAGCAAUCGCUUGUUAGAGAAAGUUAAGAAGUUGAGGAAGACAGAUAAUGACAUUAAUGAGGGAGAAGAAGAGGAGAAUGCUAAAGAUAUGGAAGUUUUACAGCAUGUAGCGCAACCAAUCCUGCCAGUGUUAGUGAUAGCGUGUGACAGAGUGACAGUCAAGAGGUGUUUAGAUAACCUGGUCAAGUUCAGGCCCAGUAAGGAGACCUUCCCCAUUAUAGUUAGUCAGGAUUGCGGCCACAACGCAACAUACGAAGUGAUAAAGUCCUACACGACUCUAGAUUCCUCAAUCUCCGUGGUGAGACAACCAGACCUCUCGGAGAUCGUGCUCCCGAGGGUCAAAGUCAAGUUUAGAGGAUAUUAUAAGAUAGCCAGGCAUUAUAAGUUCGCUCUCAACCGUUUUGAGACCCUGGGACAUGAGGCGGUCAUUAUUGUUGAAGAUGACCUGGACAUCCCGGAUUUCUUCGAGUACUUCCUCGGCACAUAUCCUCUACUCCUCAAAGACCAUACGCUUUGGUGCAUAUCAGCAUGGAAUGACAACGGCAAGAUGGAAGUGAUAGACAUGUCCCGACCCGACUUGUUGCAUCGCACCGACUUCUUCCCCGGGCUCGGCUGGGUGCUGCGGAGAGAGAUGUGGCUUACACUCGCACCUAAAUGGCCCGCUGCUUUCUUUGACGACUGGCUGCGUAACCCAGUGAAUAUUGACGGCAAGGCGUGCAUACGACCUGAAAUAUCGAGGACAUACUCCUUUGGAAAGAUAGGCGUAAGCAAAGGGCUAUUUUUCGACAUACAUCUACGUAAUAUACAACUGAACAUGGAGUAUGUGGAGUUUACAAAGUUAAACCUCACAUAUUUGCUCAAGGAAAAUUACGACGACGCUCUAGUCAACAAAGUAUACAAUCUACCCGAGAUGACGGCAGAGGAGGUGGCGAGCGGCGUCUCCGGCAACAAUGCCGUGCGGGUCAUGUACAGCAACGCCAAGACUUACCAGCGGGCCGCCAAGAAACUGGGCCUUAUGGACGACUUUAGAAGCGGCGUUCGCACGGCAUACCGCGGCAUAGUAACAUGCUUUGUUCGCGGACGCCGCGUGUUCCUGGCUCCCGACUACGACUGGACCAAGUACUACCCCACCUGGGGCUAGCCAACACACUAGUAAUACUAUUAUUAUUAUUAAUAUAUACUCCAUCUAAGUAGGCACUUAAGUAAAGGUAAACAUUCUUGAUCAAUCCUCCGAGCCUUUUUCCCAAUCUAUGUUGGGGUCGGCUUCCAGUCUAACCGGAUGUAGCUGAGUACCAGUGCUUUACAAGGAGCGACUGCCCUGCCUGACCUCCUCAACCCAGUUACCCAGGCAACCCAAUACCCCUUGGUUAGACAGGUGUCAGACUUACUGGCUUCUGACUACCCGUAACGACUGCCAAGGAUGUUCAAUGACAGCCGGGACCUACAGUUUAACGUGCCAUCCGAAACGCAGUCAUUGGUGUCUAUGGCUGAUAAAAGGUGAAGAAAACAUCUUGAGGCCACCUGGACUAUAAAGUCUGAAAUCACCAACCCGCAUUGAGCAAGCGUGGUGAUUAAUGCUCAAUCCUUCUCCGUGUGAGAGGAGGCCGCAGCCCAGCAGUGGGACGAUAAAAGGCUGUAACAGUUGUAAAUAUUCUUGAUAGGACUUUUACACAAAUACAUACAUCUUACAUUUAUUCUACCUUUGUAUAAAUAAAAAUAAAUGCCACUUUUGUUGUAAUGUUAUAACUCAAGAAGGGGUCACCUAUCCAAAUCAAAUAUUCAGGCUUUGUUCGGACUAUGUAGUAGAUUUGUUUAUGUAAAGUUUCGGUUCUUUAUUUAUCGCAUUUUUAACAAAAUAGUGGACUUUAGCUAUACGUAGCGAAGCACGUACCGGGCCGCUAGUUAUUUAUAAAUUAAACUACUGCUUAAAAUUUAUUCAAUUGAUUAAGUUAUAUUUUUAGUAGCAAAUUAAAAUUAAGUUAUAUCAAGAUAAUUUAUCUUUAGUUAAGCCUAUUCAAAUGGAGGAUGAAUUGUGACUAUUCGACUUCUCACUUGGGGUUUUGAACCCCAACUUGGGGUGCCAAUCACCCUAUACUGUAAUGGUAGAUUUUUAUAUGAAUGUCCCAAUGUUUUAGUGAGUGUAGCUUAUUGAGUCUGCAAUUUCCUUAUAUGACUACUUGGGGUAUUAUAUGCCCCCACCACUCUGAAGUAUAAAAAUACACUGUGUAUUUAUGAAAUGGCAUAACAAUCACUGAAAUAGCUAAAACAAAGCCCUUAAACAAAUGUUAAUUAUGACAAAAUAAUUGCCUAUCUGUCAAUAAUAUAAUAAACACGGAAUAAUUACUUUACUUAACAUAAACUUUACAAAUACAUACAUAAAGGCACCGUACCCUCUCAAUGAACGAUGUUGAAAACUUGAAACCAUAUUUUACCUAAAACUUUUUCCAGUCAUACCCAAUUUUAAGCAAAAUGGUGGACGCACAUUUAUCCGAUUCGAAUAAAACGAAUUUUAGAUUUUUUACAUGCUAACAGUUAUGACAGGUGUAAAGGAAAUAAAACGAUUUCUUUGACGCUGAUUUGUCUGCAAAGACUUUUGAUAUCGGAUAAAUGAGACUCCACCUUUACGGAUUUAUAAAAAAUGGAGCGUAACAUUAAAAACAUGGUUAAAAUGGCUGUCUUGUCACUCUUAGCGCUAGAUAUAAAAUUAUUGUAAAUACAACCGAGUUUGUUCUCGUGUCUUUUCGAAUGUUUACACUGUAUUAGAUGUAAUUCGUGGGCGUUCUGUACUAAGUUUAGUUCGGUAUGUAAAGCUUAUUUUUGUUGUACGAAUCUUUAUAAAGGACUAGCUGAUCCCGCGAACUUCGUAUCGUUUAAACCUUCCCUGGACCUCUACAAACAUUUUAAAACCAAAAUCAGCCCAAUCGGUCCAGACGUUCUCGAGUUUUAAUCAGACUAACGAACAACAAUUCAUUUUAUUUAUAUAGAUUAUGAUAACCGACUUAGAAAAAUAAGUUCUUGAUUGUAUCUAUGUCUUUUUGGCAAUUUAUUUAUGAAAAUUGAAAAUUUUCGGACAUAUUCUUUAAUGCGAGCAAUUUUGACAUAUUUUGGAUUUCAAAAUACAUUAAAUACAAAAGAUAUUACACAAAAUAUGAGUUUGAAAUAACGCUUUUUAUGGUCAUUCAGAAUAUUAGAUUCGUACGCAGAAACUAAGCUUUUGCUCAUAUUUAAGUAGUGAUACACUGAAGCAACAUUUUUUUUUCUAAGAAACCCAUGAAAUUUCUCCGUUCAGUGGAUACUACUAAAUUCUUAAUUUAAGAGCCAAAAUUGUGGCUUCAGUGUGUACUACAAAUUAAUAUAAUAAUGCCAAUACUAAUAUAAGUCACGUCGACUAAAUUAAGAUAUUUAGUAAUAAUAAUUUUAGUAACUUAACUAUAGAGUUACUAAAUCAAGUGAUUAUAGAUAAUUUUGUAAAUAUAUCAUUUUAAUUUUAUGUGUAAGCUAUUUUGGUAAUGCAUUAUAUUUUAAUAUUAUUUCACAGAACAUAAUAUAAUUAAAUUAUUACUUUUUAAGAAAGGGUAAACCGUGGAUGGACGGCAAAAUUAUACGUAUCUAUUUUGAAAACCUACAAAAUAUGGACAAUUGAUGCAACGCUGUAUUCAAAACAAUUAUAUUAAUUUAUUUUAUUAUAUAGUGCAUUACCAAAAAGCCUAACAUUAACUGACAAAUGACGUCACAAACAUAGGUUUUAAUUUCCUUUUCAAUUGAACGAAAGAUCUUCCAUUAAUUUUAAUAUUUAAUGUCUCUUUAUGUUUUCAAAACCUAUAUCGAAGAAAUGUAAUCAUUUUACAAAACUACCAUAAUAUGGAAGGUUUUACAACUGGCAAUAAAAUAAACGUUUCUUCGGUAUACGAUUUGUACGUACAGAUGACAGAAUGUCAACCUACCUCUAUCUGUCAAAUGUCUUCAAUAGAUUUUCAACCUUAUCACAAUAGUAGAAGGUUAAUAUUCGAUUGAUAUAGUUAUCGGCACUCAGAGCUCAAGAUUCGUGCCGGUAACUAUAUUAUUUCACAACUAUAACAGAUAUCAACCUAUCAACUAUACAGAUUCGGGUUCGUUGACCUGCUGGCGUCUGUGCCCUUAGGUCACAAUUUAAUUUUAUUUCUAGACUAAGCUUGAGAUUUAUUCUCGAAUAUAACUGAACUUAUAUUUUGAUUUUGUCGUGCAAUAAAAAUAUUUUCUGUAAUAAUGAUCUUGUAGUAACAAUAAUAUCGAAUAAUAUUGAUCUUAAUUUUUGAAGCUGGUCAGUUUAGCAAAAUUUUAAAAGGCUCGUUUGUUGACCUUUAAACUAGAAUAAUUUUUAUGUAUUUCAAAAUGAUCAGAUUUUUAAAACUGUGACAUGAUAAAUAAGAUUUUAACUAAGGCCCAUCUAGAUUUGCUACACUGGCCCGUCUAGGCGCGCCCUUAUAUUCCCAAAUUGUAUGACUGUGAAAAAAUCACAAUAAUUUUCAUUCCAUAAACAAUUCAAAUUUUUAAUUAGACUUAUUUAUUUUAUUUUGACGAUCACCAUUGAGGUAGCUAGCUAGUUCGCAUCAACAGACAUCCGACAUUUCAAUAUAUUGAAUACCAUAUAAGACUGUGAUCUGCAUUGUAUUAUAUUAUUGUGCAUGUAUAUAGCCCAAGUUAUGUAUUUAUAACUUAAUAUAUUAAAUGGUUUUGUUUAA